AUGUCCUUCAACCCCACCAUGAUACCACCUGUGAACGGCUCUGCAAAUGGGACAGCGAGCGAGGGCGGGAAGCCCCCCACCAUCCCCACCAUCAUGUUCAUUUUUGGUGUCGUGGGCAACCUCAUAGCCAUCGUGGUGCUCUGCAAGUCCCACAAGGAGCAGAAGGAGACCACUUUCUACAUGCUGGUCUGCGGGCUGGCAGUCACCGACCUGCUGGGGACCUGCCUGGUGAGUCCAGUCACUAUCGCCACUUACCUGCAGAAUCACUGGCCGGGAGGACCAGCACUGUGUGAGUACAGCUCCUUCAUCCUCCUCUUCUUCGGGCUCUCUGGCCUCAGCAUUAUCUGUGCCAUGUCUAUAGAGAGGUAUCUGGCCAUCAACCAUGCCUAUUUCUACAACCACUACGUAGAUAAGAAGCUGGCAGGUCUCACGCUCUUCGCCAUCUACACUUCCAACGUGCUGUUCUGCGCCCUCCCCAGCAUGGGGCUCAGCAAAUCUACCUUGCAGUACCCCGAUACUUGGUGUUUCAUAGACUGGCGAGCCAAGGAGGCCACUCACGCAGCGUACUCCUACAUGUACACCGGCUUCAGCUCCUUCCUGAUCAUGGUCACCGUGAUCUGCAACAUCCUGGUGUGCAUGGCCCUCAUCCGCAUGCACCGCCAGUUCAUGCGGCGCACGUCCUUGGGCACGGACACCACCUCCAGCCGUUUAUCUGACUUUUGCAGACGCCGGAGCUUCCAUCGCAUGGCUGGAACGGAGAUCCAGAUGUUUAUUCUGCUCAUUGCCACUUCCCUGGUGGUGCUCAUCUGCUCCAUUCCUCUGGUGGUGACAGUUUUUAAUAACAAAAUACUCCAGCCUGCAGUUGAAGUUGUCAGUGUUUUAGUGAUUUAUUCAGAAAAUCAGCACAUCUUUAUGACAAGUGCUGUAAUGAAAUCAUGA
Messenger RNA from Tinamus guttatus (white-throated tinamou), 939 nucleotides. The record is from RefSeq and is a predicted model, not a curated record. Lineage: Eukaryota; Metazoa; Chordata; Aves; Tinamiformes; Tinamidae.